Rangifer tarandus platyrhynchus (Svalbard reindeer) is the source of this 966-nucleotide messenger RNA. The record is from the annotation of a GenBank genome assembly. Lineage: Eukaryota; Metazoa; Chordata; Mammalia; Artiodactyla; Cervidae.
AUGUUGACCGCAGCAGAAAAGGGCGGCUCAGAGAAGCGAACCCAGUGCCCUGAUGAGCCCGAGCUAUCAAAUGCCUCCUUUUUUGACAUACCUGACCACACCAGGGCUUGGGACUGGGCAUCAGACUGGUCUGAGGACAAGAAUGAAGGGAAGAGAGGCCACAGUGAGAGAGACAGGAGGAAGAGACCCCUGGGAGAUGUCACAAGUUCAUGCACACUUGUGCACACGCACGAGAGGAAGAACCCUGGGCACAUUACCCCUACAGAGGCUGCAGUACUCAAAUCAUGUGGUCGCUCGGGCCGCCUGCAUCCAUGCGGGAGUUCUGUCCAUCGGGCACUCUGGCCUCAGGCCCUGGGUGACCCUGUGGUGCCCCUGCCCCGUUACCUUAGGGCCAAACCCAGGCACAGAGAUCAAUGGAACCCAAAGGCAAGUGAUGAAAGAGGGCAAGAAAAUGAUGAACAGACCGAGGCACAGCGAAGUAAACAACUCGCCCGAUAUACAGCGAAUGCGUCCCAGAGUCAGGAUGCUAACGCAGGCCCUUCUGUGCAGACCCUGCCUGUACCACUCAGGGACCCAGCAGGGGAGAAGCGAAGGAACAAACACUCUGAUCUCACUCCCUUCCUAACAGUCGGGCCUGCCAGUGUCUCUGCAACGGAAGCCCGAGGGCACAGGAGCCUCAUGCAGCACCCCGCCUAUUGCAUCCACACAGGUCAGCCCUCAGGUGGGGUCACGGAGGUUACCCAGGGCCUCAUCACUCCCACAGCCAAGAUCCACAGCAGGAGGCCGCCCGCCUCUCUGUACAAGGGCAGGAUGGCACACAUGCCUCCACCCCAAGCUGGUCCAGCAGCAUCAUGCCUCUCCUUCCUUCCUCAUUCCCGCUCCGGGCCCUGCCCUGCUCCUAUCACAUGCCGAAAUCUCAUGUGGCCUUCUUUAGUCAAGGCAGGCCAUUGGGAGUGGCUGUCUUGA